AUGAUCCCGCCGCAGGGUAUCCCUUCGAUCGCCGCGGGCCGUGGGCGCUGCCGGCCCGCCCUCGCCCGCGCCACGACCACGACCGUUGCGAAGAUUGACAUCGCCUCGAGGGCAUUCGGCGUGGAUGCCGACGACCUGAAGAGGAUGAUGGAGUCUCCGGACGGCGGGGCGAUCUCACGGGAGGUGCCCGACGCUCGGGCGCUGGCGACGGCGCUCCGGACGGACCUGGUGGAUGGGAUCGCCGGGGGGGAUCUCGAGGAGCGCAGAAAGGUUUUUGGAUCGAACAGGGUGGCGCCCAGGGCGCCCGUGGCGUUCCUGGACCUGGUGUGGGAGGCGCUGCAGGACUUCACGCUGCUGGUGCUGAUCGCCAGCGGGCUGCUGUCGCUGUCGCUGGAGGCGGGGCUGGCCGGGGGCGGCGGGGGCGGGAACUGGAUCGAGGGGGCGGCGAUUCUGGCGUCGGUGUGCGUGGUGGUGGCGGUUACAGCGGUGACAAACUACCAGAAGGAGUCGAAGUUCAGGGAGCUGAAUGCUUUGAAGGACGACGUGAAGGUUCGAACCAUCAGGGAAGGGGUGGAACAGGAAGUCAGCUCAUUUGACCUUGUGGUUGGCGAUUUGGUUAUAGUGGAGGCAGGAGACAUCCUUGAGGCAGAUGGUGUCCUAUUUCAGGGUGAUGAAAUCAAGGUUGAUGAAAGCCACUUGACUGGCGAGUCCGAUGACGUGGUGAAGACACCAGAGGAAUUGUGCCUCAUGUAUUCAGGGUCCAAGGUUAUGCAGGGAUACGGGCAGAUGUUGGUGGUGGCGGUGGGACCGAAUUCUCAGCAGGGUCUCAUAUCGACCUUGGUAUCUGGAACUGGGGUACAAGAGAGGAGUCCAGAAGAUUCACUGAGGGACACCACUGUAUUAACUCAGAAGCUGGAGCGCUUGGCCAAGCAGAUCGGGAACUUUGGUGUCCUGGCUGCUGGAGUCACUCUUAUUGCACUGGUGUCACACUUUUCCUGGGACACCUUCGUUGUGAACGCUGAGCCAUGGGACUGGGAGUUCUUGGAGACAUAUCUCCACUAUCUAACCACGAGUAUUACCAUUCUGGUGGUUGCAGUACCUGAGGGCUUGCCCCUUGCUGUCACCCUUGCCCUUGCUUUCUCGGUUCAGCGCAUGAUGGCAGACAACAAUUUGGUCAGACACCUCGACGCCUGUGAAACCAUGGCAUGCGCAACCACAGUGUGCAGUGACAAGACUGGCACCUUGACUCUCAAUGACAUGAGAGUUGUUCGGCUUUGGGCAGGGGGAAGAUUGUACAGGGUUUCAGCAUCCCAGCACGGCUCUGACUUGGCAAGUUCAUCAGGACAUGGGGCGAUGGAUAUUGACCAUGUUGGUGGGCAUGUGUCAGGGCUACUGCCACCAUUGAGUACGAUGCUGACCGAGUCUAUAGCCAUUAAUUCAACGGCCUGCAUGGAAGUGGAUGGUGAAACAGGCGAAGUUGAGCUGCUUGGCAACCGCACUGAAUGUGGCUUGCUGAAGUUUUUGGGAGAAGAUUUGAGGGCUGACUACAAGGGCGUCCGAGAGUCCAAGAGGGUUCUGCGGACUUGGCCAUUCUCCUCAGACAGGAAGAGGAUGGCAACCCUUGUGGCUGAUGACAAUGGGACAGGUGUUGGAAUCUACCAUGUCAAGGGUGCUGCAGAGAUUGUUCUAGAAUUGUGCACCAGGCAGAUUUGUGAAGAUGGCUCCCGCACUGAGCUUACUGAAGAGUCCAAGUUGUCGAUGCUGCCAGCAUUUGGAAACAGCGGUUUGCGGUUGCUUUGCUUGGCAUUCAAGGAAGUGCCCCUUGAGAGUGAGGGGGCCACUGCUGGUGGCUCUUUGCCUGGCGACUGUCAGGCUUCAGACCAGCUGGAUCGAGAUUUGGUCUUGCUGGGCAUCGUUGGUCUUCAGGACCCCGUGAGGCCGGAAGUCCCUAGGGCGAUUGAGCAGUGCCAGAGGGCAGGCGUCGCUGUGAAAAUGUUGACGGGUGACAAUGCGGCAACAGCAUCAGCGAUCGCACAGGAAUGUGGCAUUCUGCCACAACUUGAACCAACAGCCUCCUCUUCUGGUGAUUUCAGAGUUGCAAGCGAUGGCACAGAGGAAGCUUCAUCAAGGGCCGCAGGGGCGUUGGAAGGCUGGAUGCCAUCUUGGAAUGGGUCCAAAGGUCCUCUGGUUCUUGAAGGGCCCCAGUUUAGGACCCAGGUGCUGCGGGAGGAUGGAACUCUGAACCAGGAGGCAUUUGAUGAACUUUGGCCAAAGUUUCGAGUGAUGGCACGGUGCUCUCCGCUGGACAAGUACACUAUCAUCCAAGGGGUGCAUGCAUCCCGGCUGAAGAAGGGCCGGGAGAUCGUCGCCAUGACUGGAGAUGGCACAAACGAUGCCCCCGCUCUGCGGAUUGCUGACGUCGGGUUUGCGAUGGCCUCGGGCACACCUAUCGCGAGGGAGGCCUCGGACAUCCUGCUGCUGGACGACAGUUUCACAAGCAUCGUCAGCGCUCUGAAAUGGGGACGAAACGUGUAUGCCAGUGUCUCGAAGUUCCUUCAGUUUCAGCUGACGGUUAACGUGGUGGCCGUGCUGACGGCAUGUGCUGGCGCCCUGUGGCUCAAGGAGUCGCCCCUAUCAGCAGUACAGAUGCUCUGGGUGAACCUCAUAAUGGACUCCCUCGCCAGCCUGUCGCUGGCCACUGAAGCCCCCAAAGACGACGUCCUCGACUCCGUCCCGUACGACCCCCUUGCUUCGCUCGUCACGCCCACAGUCCUGCGCAAUAUCGUGGGCCAGAGCGCAUACCAGCUCCUUGUCAUGUAUAUCCUGGUCUUCCAUGGCUCCGCGAUCUUCCAAGUCGACCAGGCCCACGAGUUCACAAUCGUGUUCAACGCGUUCGUGUUCAUGCAGCUCUUCAACCAGGUCAAUUCCAGGAAGAUACAUGACGAAGGGAACGUGCUGGAGGGGCUGCUGGGCAACAAACUCUUUUGCGGCAUCCUUGGGCUGGAGGCCGCUGCGCAGGUCCUCAUUGUGCAGCUUGGAGGGGCGGCAUUUCAGACCACGCCUCUGACGCUGACGGAGUGGGAAGUGUGCGUUGGAUUGGGAGCGUUGUCGCUGCCGGUGAGGGAGGUCUUGAGGCGAAUCAGGCCCUUCGAGAAGUUGAAAGAAGUCGUAGACUAA
Molecule: messenger RNA, 3177 nt
Organism: Ostreobium quekettii
Lineage: Eukaryota; Viridiplantae; Chlorophyta; Ulvophyceae; Bryopsidales; Ostreobiaceae
Source: the annotation of a GenBank genome assembly